Messenger RNA from Serpula lacrymans var. lacrymans S7.9, 2501 nucleotides. RefSeq lists its product as uncharacterized. NCBI's taxonomy places the organism in Eukaryota, Fungi, Basidiomycota, Agaricomycetes, Boletales, Serpulaceae. Gene Ontology annotation, molecular function: oxidoreductase activity. The transcript is spliced from 4 exons. Bases 64 to 564 code for a protein of 166 amino acids. The record is from RefSeq and is a predicted model, not a curated record. Gene Ontology annotation, cellular component: mitochondrion.
GAGACGGUCUUCCCGACACUCAUACCUUCUAACAGAAUUUUUAAUCCCCUCAAGGCAAAAUAAAUGUUUUCUGCAUUCAAGCGUUCAUUGCCUCAAGUGUCCAUAUUUCACAAUCCCUCUUCUCCGCCCUCUGUGAAAGCUCUAUCCGUUCUGAGGUCCUCGCUGUCCUUGCCCUAUCCGUCCACCAAGCCAUCGUCUCCCCCGCUGCAGUUUGACUUGGAGGUCGUGGAGUCGGCGCCGACGGCAGACCAGCUGUCUAUCAUACUGUCCUAUCUCCCGUCUUCGAAGUCGUCAUCGCCGCCGCCUGCGCUUUCUGCCUUCUUCUCAUCGCACCCCACCGCGCCGUCCCCGUCUGAACGGCCCCAAAGCGCCGAUGGCCUCGUCCGACUUGUCUCGCAGAACCCUAGUGCCUUCAGAUGGCCUGUGGUCGUGGACUGGACGGGGGGGAGGGCGAGUAUAGGCGAUGUUGAAGGGGUCGGUCGGAUCUUGGAGGCUAUAAGGCAGAGGAGGGACGGAGAGGUCGAGGAUGAGGCGGGGCAUCAGCCCAAGGGGUGGUUCUCCUGAGUGCGACGAAAACCGAAAGGGGGCGGUGGGCACGUAGGCGCCCAAUAUCCCUUUUGAUAAUCAUUACGUAUCGUUAUCUCAUCCGCAUCAUCGUGUUUCCUUCGCUGAUAGUCUGUAACACCUUGUCAGUUUCUGGGUUAGCGAGAAGGGGGAAAAGAUUAUUAUUGUCUUGGGGGUGUUUCCGCCUGAUGCGUAGGUUCGUUGUGGCAGAGUCGUGCAUUGGGGCUUUGCUGGGGCCCAGAGCUGCGUCAGUGUCAGAGUCGAUUGGGGAUUGGUGCUUUGCGUCUUCACCGUGAUCUGCAGUGGCGAGUCGGGUCCCUCACGGAAGUCUAGCCGGUUGCAGCUAGCAUACGUUCAGUGUUUUGAAUCUUAACAUUCGUUGAUGGCUUCACAAGUUGAAAUAAUAAGUGUUUUAAACAACAAAACUAAAUGGAUCACCGAGGGGCCUAAACUAGUGCUGCAAGUACCGUCACAGUUAUCGUACAACAGAAACUCUGUCAGAAAGUAUAUCCACACACAAGAAGCCAUCAAAAGAAGUGACCUGCUAGAUUAUUGGCUCCGUCGAAACACCAAGAAGAUACAUAAGGGGGGUUUACUCUUGUCCACUACAGAAUCCACUCCGCAUAAUGAUCCGCUCCCAACUAGCUUGACCCGGAAUUUGAUGCAUCCGCAGCGGAGGGGGUUGGAGAGCCCUGCACAGGAGUAUUGGGAGCUGCAUCUGCCCGGGGCGUCGUCGCCGAAGGUGCAACGUUUGUAGGGCCCACAUCCUGGGUCGAAGCAACUGAGCCACCAGUUGUAACACUUGUAGGGCUAACAUCCUGGCUUGAAGCACCACCACCUGAGCUGCCUAUCGGUUGCCCACCACCACCAGUACUGGUACCCCCUGAUCCAUAUGUGUUACCACCGCCAGAAUCACUCGAGCUCGAGCUCGAGGUAGUGGACGCUACAGCACUGCUAUGAUGUUUCCCCACCGUCCCACCCACCGCACCCCCAACGACUGCUCCAAUGAUCACGAUAACGACGACAACUAUAGUGACGAUGCCUGCCGUGGUCCUCCAGAACGGCAGACGUUUCUUGGAAGAAGGAGAGGGGGACGAGUUCCUCUCUUGGAAUUUUUCUUGUGAGCUAAGGAUUGGAACGUUGGGACGGGGCGUCGUUGAGCUGAUGGGAGGUGUGGCAUUGGCGACGUGUGUAGAGCGUGAUCGUUGAGGCCUCCGUUCAUCAAGUAAAUCGAUGUUGUACCCUUCCUAAAAACAUCCAUUCGAGUACUGUUAUCAGCCCUAUACCAUCUUUUUUGAUGCAGCCAAAUUUCCAGCCCAGACUGACCUGCAGCUGUGCCCGAGUCGCCGCCGGGGCCUCGUCAAGCAAAUUUUGGUCGUAGCCUCUAGGUGGAGCGGACAUGGUGGAUGUGGAGGUCGUUGCCGUGUGGACUCGGAGAACGUAUGGUGUGAGCUGGAGUGAGCUAAGCUUUCGCUGUUGGUGUCUGCCCACGGUGGUCCAUCAAGCACUGGCAGGCGCUUUUCAUGUACAGCCUCCUUGCACUGGAAAACAAAUCCCGAAAUUGCAGUCUUACUCGUUUCGGACGGUACCGUGACCACGCGGAAUGAUCAGCGCUUGAUGGUACUGUACAAGAGAGAGCAUUGCAGGAAGUGUGCUUAUAGAAUGUAGGAAAAGUGCACGGUGCACUGGACGUCUUCGAGGAGCUUGAUGAUGGGAAAUUAAGGGGGUUCUUACGGGCACUAGACUAUGGCAGCAUGUUCUUUGCAGUGGGAAGCGCUCAUCGGUCAGCAUAAUUACAGCAUCACCUCGACGCACGGACGAGGGAGCGUUAGAAGCUGAAAUACUAUGGGGUUGAGAUACGACAGCACAAAAUUAGGUACAUGACGAAGCAAGAUGAUGCAGAACCAAAAAUAAAUGUUCAAGGACGCUGCAGCAUU